CUGUUCAAGUCAGGAGAAGAAAUACUUCUUUGAAUUCCUCCGCACUGGAUGCAUUUGUACUUCCUGUUGAUACAGAAAAGGAAAAUGCUCAUUUUUAUGUUGCAGAUAUGAUUAUAUCCACAAUGGAGAAGAUAAAAUAUAACAUGCAGAGUCAAUGGCAUACAGAGAACUGGAAACUGGAGGAAACCAGUGGGUUACUUAAGAAUGAUCAGGCUGACUCAGAAGUGACUUUUUCUACCAAUAUAAAUCAAGACUCAGGGUCUUCUGCUUCUUCAGACAGUGGCUAUGAAGGUUGUGCUGCAUUACAGAUUAGCCCCAUGGUUGAAUCAUCUACUCCGUAUGAGGCUAUAAAAGAGGAUUGCAAAUGUGACUUCAAUAAAUUUAUUAUUCCAGAACUUGAAAAGUUUGGCAGUGCCACCGAAACCUAUAGCUGUCCUAAUAGCUCCUCUCAGAGUGUCAUCUCUGCAUCAAACUUCAAUUCUCCUGAGCGAAUAGCCAAAGAGCUGUACCAAGUAUUCCGCAAGUGCUGCAUGUUGGCAGCAGUUAAUUAUCAGCUGCCGGCUGCCCUGAAUGCACCUGACUCCACAGUUGUAAACAAGGAGUUUGUGCAAAAAGACUUUGAAUUCAGUGCUGAGGUGGUACAGGAAACUAAAUUCAAGUCGAGGAUGAGAGAGACAGAAGACUGGCUGCCACCUAGAUUUCAAAUCAUAUUUAAUGUUCAUCCGCCACUCAAGAGGGACCUUGCAUUAGUAGCCCAGGAUUUUCUCUGUGCUGGCUGUGGAACUCCGAUAGAACCUAAGUUUGUAAAGCGGCUCAGAUACUGUGAAUACCUUGGGAAGUAUUUCUGCCAUGGGUGCCACACCGCUGCCGAGGCCUGCAUCCCUGCCCGUAUCCUCGCCUCAUGGGACUUCAAGAAGUACUACGUCAGCAAUUUCUCCAGGCGCCUCAUAGACAGCAUUUGGCACCAGCCCGUUUUCAAUCUGCUGAGUGUGGGCCAGAGUCUGUCCGGGAAAGUCAGGGAGCUGGAUCGCGUGAAGGAAGUCCAGGAGCAACUUUUCCAUAUCAAGAAGCUGUUGAAGACCUGCAGGUUUGCUGAAAGUACAUUUCAGGCAUUCAAGCAGGUGCCCAGCCACCUGACAGAUGAGUGCCACCUUUUCUCACUGGAUGACCUGGUCAGGAUCAAGAAGGGGCUGCUGGUGUCCACACUCAAGGAUCUUCUAAAGACUUCCCUUGCCCAUGUGGCCAGAUGCGAGCUAUGUCAAGGAAAGGGCUUCAUCUGUGAAUUUUGCCAGAAUCCUGAUGUUAUUUUCCCAUUUCAGACUGCAACAUGCAGAAGAUGUUCAGCGUGCAGAGCCUGCUUUCACAAACAAUGCUUCCGGGGCACCCAGUGCCCCCGAUGUCUAAGGAACACAGUCCGGAGGAGACAUCUGGAAAAUGUGCCCACUACAGCCACGUGAUGCCCCUCUGGGUUGUGAGGAAGCUGGACAAUGGCAAUGUUUCUAUGAUUAAUUGCAUGUUUCCAAUAGCAAGUAUUGGACAAUAAGAAGAGUUCUUUUCUGUAUAUCAUGAAUGUUUUGGGGAACACAGUUUCCUCGUUACUGUUUACAAAUGUUCCAUGUUUUUUGCUGCUACUGUGAUUUGGUUUCCUACAUGGACCCCAGAUCCAAUGGGAUAGCCAAGAUCUUCUCAGUGCAUUCAGGCACUGGGGAUUCAGUUUGGAACUCACACUUGUCGUGAGAACUUUUUAAGGAUUGAAUCAUCUUCCAGGCAGGCUCAGGUGCUGUGUCCUGGGGGAUCCCUAAGAGCAGAGCUACACAGUCAUCUCAGUGCACAGGGGUUGACCUCAGAGACUUGCUCUUGCCCGGAAAGUGCUUUCAGCCACGGAGCCAUCUUCUGGGCCCUCUCUGCGGGGAUCAUAAGUAGUUGGACUGUUCUGAUCACUUCCGUGCACAGGGUAUCAUCAGAGUUUGAAUUCACAACUGUCCACUUGCCUCGGAGCAUCUUCCAGGCCUCAU
Molecule: messenger RNA, 2015 nt
Organism: Sorex fumeus (smoky shrew)
Lineage: Eukaryota; Metazoa; Chordata; Mammalia; Eulipotyphla; Soricidae
Product: protein associated with UVRAG as autophagy enhancer-like
Exons: 12
Coding region: 108-1457 (449 amino acids)
Biological process (GO): autophagosome-endosome fusion; autophagosome-lysosome fusion; autophagosome maturation
Cellular component (GO): intracellular membrane-bounded organelle; autophagosome membrane
Molecular function (GO): phosphatidylinositol phosphate binding
Source: RefSeq, a predicted model, not a curated record